This is a messenger RNA of Ilex paraguariensis (yerba mate), 486 nucleotides long. The record is from the annotation of a GenBank genome assembly. Lineage: Eukaryota; Viridiplantae; Streptophyta; Magnoliopsida; Aquifoliales; Aquifoliaceae.
AUGAGUUUUGAGAGGCCAAACCAAAGCACCUGUUUGACUUAUGAAAGCCUUAUUGAGGCUCUCCGAAUCACUCCGACAGGACCGUUCGCAGAGCAAGAUCUCUUGCACACAUUCUUCCAAAAGAUGUUCAAACCAAUUCCUCUGGCCUACAACCUGGUUCUACCUAUGUUACGGUGCUACCCAGAGAAGUUGGAGCUCGAGAAGGGAUCGAAGCCAUUGAGUUAUACAGGCAAAGAACCUAACAUGGACAGGGUGGACGUAAAGAUGUUGGAUCUCUUGCACACAUUCUUCCAAAAGAUGUUCAAACCAAUUCCUCUGGCCUACAACCUGGUUCUACCUAUGUUACGGCGCUACCCAGAGAAGUUGGAGCUCGAGAAGGGAUCAAAGCCAUGGAGUUAUACCGGCAAAGAACCUAACAUGGAUAGGAUGGAUGUCAAGAUGUUGGUUAAGAAAUGGUGGGAUAUUUAUAACGAUGAGUCACUUUAA